UGUCGGCGGAGCGGGCGGUGGAAGCUUUCCACACCGGGGCCCAGGGGGUCGGCAGGCGGCGCAGGGAGGGGCCGUUCUGGGUCCAGAGGGCAGCGGGAGCAAGAUGAAGCCGACCCUGGCACUGCUGUUGCUGGUGGCGGUGGCCUUGAGCGGCGCUGGAGCUCAGCCGGGCGGUCUACCGCCUGGGAAGAAGCUACGCAUGGCCUACGCCACCGGGCCGUUGCUCAAGUUCCAGAUCUGUAUUUCCUGAGGAUACAGGCGGGUGUUUGAAGAGUACAUGCGGGUUAUUAGCCAGCGGUACCCAGACAUCCGCAUUGAAGGGGAAAACUAUCUCCCCCAACCUAUAUAUAGACAUAUAGCAUCUUUCUUGUCAGUCUUCAAACUAGUGCUAAUAGGCUUCAUUAUUGUUGGCAAGGAUCCUUUUGCUUUAUUUGGCAUGCAAACUCCAAGUGUCUGGCAGUGGGGACAAGAAAAUAAGGUAUAUGCUUGUAUGAUGGUUUUCUUCCUGAGCAACAUGAUUGAGAACCAGUGUAUGUCAACAGGUGCAUUUGAAAUAACAUUAAAUGAUGUCCCUGUGUGGUCUAAGCUGGAGUCUGGGCAUCUUCCUUCCAUGCAGCAACUUGUUCAAAUCCUUGAUAAUGAAAUGAAACUCAAUGUGCAUAUGGAGCAAAUGCCACAUCAUAGAUCAUAGCCCCAUUCAUCAGUACUGAAAACUUCUUACAUUAAGUGAUACUUUCGAAAGGCAACAUGAAUGAAAUAAAUGAAGGUCUGUACUGAAGACAGAAAGCUGUUGGUACAGACUGGAUGGUCUACUUGUCUUCAUGUUGUACCUUCUGAACAUCUUAAUGCAAGAUCCCUUUCAGUACUGGUAUGUGUCCAAGAACUGCACAUUCAAGGAGUGCAAUAACACUGUAUAGUUUUUUUAAAGUAAUUUAGCCAGUUCAGUUUUAGAAAAAAAAAUGCAGGUAUUACUUGAUUGCAAUUUUUUGCAUUUGAUUAGAUCCAGACUAAGUUGCAUUUCAGACCUAUUAAAUUUAAUGUGGAUUA
Messenger RNA from Thamnophis elegans (Western terrestrial garter snake), 1047 nucleotides. RefSeq names its product selenoprotein T (gene SELENOT). Gene Ontology annotation, molecular function: thioredoxin-disulfide reductase (NADPH) activity. Gene Ontology annotation, cellular component: endoplasmic reticulum membrane. Lineage: Eukaryota; Metazoa; Chordata; Lepidosauria; Squamata; Natricidae. The transcript is spliced from 6 exons. The record is from RefSeq and is a predicted model, not a curated record. Gene Ontology annotation, biological process: cell redox homeostasis.